GAUCAUUUCGCAGACUGUGGAAGGCGGAACCGCCGGUCGUUAUAAGUGUAUUCCCAGGUGGAGAGUGGCCAAAUAGUCGGUUGCAUUCGGGAGGCGCGGUGGGCGCGGGAUCGGGGACGGGGACGGGGGGGGGGCAACUUGGCAUGCAGGUCUUGUCACUGUAGACAGCUGUAGAGAACGCCUGCACUGGCAGAGGGAAGCGCUUAAACAUCGAGGCAGGGGCCGUUUCCGCAACAGGGCUGGGGAGCACUAGAACUUCAAGGCGGGGAUCGUUUACACUGCACUGCACUGCAAGUCCUCGACUGUCCUCGACGGCGAAGCGUCGCGACAUUUGCCUUUCGGUCGCAAAACCUCGCACGACGCGUCUAUGCACAAAACAAUGCUGUGACAUAAUUAUGUCUACUGGAUGUGCGCUCGCCUGGGGCCUGUUCAAAUGUGAAGAAGCGUCGAAGCGUCUACUUCAAUUCAAGUCGCUGCGUCAUCAUGCCCCCCGUCUGACAACACCCAAGACCACGCAUUUGGCGAGGGCUCUUUUAGGCGAUUCAACCCUCGUCACCCCUUUCACGUCUGUCAGUGAUACUUGAGCAGAGACGCUUACCAGAAAUUGUUUCAAACAUAUACUCGGGCACAUAGCGUCUCGCGAGGGCCAAACCGUCGCCAACCGAAGAAGAAGCGUCAAUGGCGCUCAGUCGCUCGCCCGCUUCGGGCCUCAUGCUGGCAGCCUGCUUGCUGCUCGCGGUGGCGGCCACCAGCGCCCAGUCCAUCCUGCAGGUCAUCGAGUCCGCCAACCUGACUCUGCUGGCCGCUGGCAUUCGUGUCUCGGGCCUGGAGGGCACACUCAACAGCACCACCGGCGCCAACAUUACCCUCUUCGCGCCCACUGACGCGGCGCUGCUUGACAUGACCGCCUCCCUCGGCACCGACCCCGCCACCCUCGUAGGCCUCGGUGCCGCCGUGCAGCCCAUCUUCACCUACCACGCCAUCCCCACGCCGCUGCUCGCUGCCGCCAUCCCCACCGGCGACACGCCCUAUGCGACCCUAAACACCGGCCUCAACCUGACCGUGUCCAAGGCCGCCAACGGCAACGUUGUUGUGCGUUCCGUGGGCAGCGACGCCAAUGUCAUCCGCACUGACAUCACCGCGGGCGGCUCCGUCGUUCACAUCAUCGACAAGGUUUUGAUCCCGUUCUACACCACCAUCGCCUCGGCCGCCGCUCGUAACCCCCAGCUGAGCUCCCUGCUGGGCGCCGUCAACAGCGCCGGCCUUGCGGCCACCCUCUCUGACCCCAACCUCACCGCCACCUUGUUCGCCCCCAUCAACGAUGCAUUCACCAGUGGAGUCACGGCCUCCAUCGCGGCCGUCAACACCUCCCUGGUGGACGUGCUGACCUACCACGUGCUGCCCGCGCGCGUGGCCGCCGCCGACGUCCCCACCACCCCCACCGCCGUCGCCACCCUCAACUCCAAGGCCAACCUGACUGUGUUGCGUACCGGCACCACCGUCCUCCUCACUCCCGUCGGCCUAAUCGGCGGCAGCACCACCUCCGUGAUUGCCGCCAACAUCCCCAUCGGCCUCAACCUGCCCACCAGCGCCGAGCCCAGGUCGUACGUGCACCUGGUGAACGCGGUGCUGCUGCCGUUCUACACCACCGUGGGGAAGGCCAUCGAGCGGGCCAGCCUGUCCAUCCUGCUGGCCGCCCUAACCGCCGACGGGUCCCUGACGAGCGCCGCGGCCGACCCCACCUUCCGCGGCACCGUGCUGGCGCCCACGAACGAGGCCUUCGUCCGCCUCCUGACCGACCUGAGGCUGGACGCUACCCAGCUGCUGUCGGACACCGCCAACCUGCGGAAGAUCCUGCAGGCGCACGUGAUCCCCUCGGCCGCCGUGCUAUCAUCCCAGCUGACUGACAAGCAGGUCGUGACCACCAUCGGCGGGUCCAACCUCACGGUGUCGAAGAGCGGCUCGACGGUGACGUUCACUGCCGGCAAGUCCUCCGCCACGGUGGUCAUGGCUGACAUCAAGGCCGGCCCCGCGGUGGUGCACAUCAUUGACUACGUCCUCAUCCCGUCCGACGUGACGCUGAACAUUACUGGUGGCAGCGGCGGCGGCGGCAGCGGCGGCGUAGGCGGCGGCGGCAGCGGCGGCGGCGGCGGCGGCGCUGCUGGCAUGGCCUCGCCGUCCGUGCUGACGCUGCUGUCCUCGGCGCUGGCCUUCCUGGCGCUGUUCGCCUUCGGCCGCUUCUAAGACGGAUAGCACCUAGUGUACAUAUAGUUAGCUGGUAACACUUACAUACAAGCACGCAUCUAGCAUACGAGCGGCGGUUGGUAUAUCAGCAGGGUCCCGGCGGCUUGGACAUACGCAUGCGCUUGAAACAUGCAAGGGGAUAGCAAUACUGGUGUCCAAUGGCAUUCAUCCCGCGACUGAGGACCGGACGAAGCAGUGAUCAUAGCGGACGGGUGUACAUGAUGUGCAAUGGUGCAUAGACAUUUUACUUUUAGCAUUAUCAGCACAGAGGGCGGGCUGUAUGCGUAGCAUGACUACGCAUGGACUGCCUGCUGCGUGCAUGGGACAGCAAGGGGCAUCGAGUACAGUGUUACUUGCCCCGCUUCUGAUUAGUGCAACGGCCGUUCACGGAAUUAUCUAAAGACACCGCGGCCUUUUUGGGCUGAGCCCCCUGAGCGAAGCGAUCCAGGGGGGGCGAAGCCCCCCAGGAUUGCCCCUGUCCGUGCCUGCCUGCCUGCCUGCCUGCCUGCCUGCCUGCGUUGACAAAAAGUGCCAAACUGGUGCAACCGGCGGCAACAGCAGCGGCCACGGCGUUGGGCCCGGUGGUGGCGGCGGCACGGGCGGCCCUGGGCCCAGCGGCAGUGGCGGCGCGCAUGUUCGGAGCAGAGGGGGCAGGCAAGGCCACGGGGAGGAGGACAGCGCGGUGCCGCCUUCAAAGCGGCGCCGGCGCGCAGGUUGAGACCUGCCGGUGUUGUCUGGUUAGCGACCUGUGCUGACGAGGAUGGCGUAGCGGGCAGUCGGCUGCAGCGGCAGGGGUGUUUUCCUUGCUGUCUGGUUGGCCUGCUGCCUGCUGCACUAGUGCUUGAUAGCUGGGCGCGACUGGGCACAUAUGGCGGGCGGUGCCUGUACAAACCGACCCCGGCUAUGUCCGGGAGAUGAGGCUAGUAUCGGAACCUUCGGCCUCAGACGGAGGACGUGGCGUGGCGGCACAGCCCACUUUUCCCUUGCAAGGGAGAGCCACCUUUUCUUGUCACCUUCUGAUGCGAGAAGAUACGCAUGCAUGCUGAGUUGGGCAUCAGCGUGCCGGAGGACAGAAACAGACCGCUGGCGAGGUGUCUGUAAAAAGCGGCGUCUUGAGCGAGUUACACAGACACGAAGGGGGGUUGUGUGCGAUGGGACAGUGGUAACUGGUAAGGCAGGUUGGUAAAAUCCCGUAGGGUGCAGCUGAUUCCCAGAACCCAGCAGAAGGGGGGGGGGGGGAUCCGCUUGCUAAUGCCGUUAUGCAGAUGCUUGGCGCCUAUGUGAAAGUGACUCCAUGAUGCGAGCAGAUACGCAUGCAUGCAGAGUUGGGCAGCGCGCAAGGGGACAGAAUCAGCCCGCUGGCAGGCGAGAGGACCAGGGAGGACUGUAAGAGGCAGCGACGGCUUUGCGGGUGCUGCGCCCCAAUUCACGCCGUGGUGUAACUGUCAGACGGU
This is a messenger RNA of Chlamydomonas reinhardtii, 3698 nucleotides long. RefSeq lists its product as uncharacterized. Bases 679 to 2244 code for a protein of 521 amino acids. The record is from RefSeq and is a predicted model, not a curated record. Lineage: Eukaryota; Viridiplantae; Chlorophyta; Chlorophyceae; Chlamydomonadales; Chlamydomonadaceae. The transcript is spliced from 11 exons.